AUGCGUUUUCCAACAAUUACCCAACUGCUGACAACAGCACUGGCUAUAGCCACGGUCCAUGGCGCCUGUAUCCGCAGGGUCUGUUACUUCGCCAACUGGGCCCAGUACGGUCCUACAGCAGAGACACAGUACUUCGCCAAGGACAUUGACCCAAACGUUUGUACGCACAUUGUCUUCGCUUUCGCCAAACUUAACGGCAACAAACUGGCGCCGAUUGAGUGGAAUGAUGAGUCAUCUGAUGGCGAAACUGGACAAUAUGAAAUGCUUGCAAAUCUCAAACAAAAAAACCCAAGUUUGAAAAACAUGAUUGCCGUUGGCGGCUGGAGCUUAGGUUCCGACCCCUUCCACCACGUUGUCAACUCCGCAGCCUCCAGAACAGAAUUUGUUACCAGCACGGUUAAGUUCCUGCGAGAUCACAAGUUCGAUGGUCUUGACAUUGAUUGGGAAUACCCCGCCAAUAGAGGAAGUCCAGCAGACGACAAGCAUAAGUUUACGCUCCUGCUCCAACAGCUUAGACAAGCUUUUGACUCAGAAGCCAGCGGCAACAACAGAUUGCAGCUGUCUGCAGCAGUAGCCGCGGGAAAGGGAGAGAUUGAUUCCGCUUACGAGGUUGCUGCCAUCAGCCAGUAUCUUGACUGGAUCAACCUGAUGACCUAUGACAUGCACGGCAGCGACUGGGAAUCCGUGACCGGACAUAACAGUCCUUUAUACCCUCAUGGUUCAGGUAAUACUUACAGUGAUCAAUUCAAUGUACAGUGGGCAGCCAACUACUGGGCCCAAAAAGGAGCUCCUAAAAACAAAAUUGUCAUUGGCUUGCCCUUAUAUGGUAGAUCCUUCACGCUCUCAUCUUCCAACACAGGACUCGGGGCACCAGCGACAGCAGGUCACGCUGGUCCAUACGUUCGCUCGGAAGGAUACUUGUCUUACUAUGAAAUCUGUGAGAUCAUAAAUAAAGGAGCCACGCUUCAUCACAUAAGUGAUCAACACGCCCCCUACCUUGUCUCCGGAAACCAGUGGAUUGGAUUCGACAAUGAAGACAGUCUUCGGGAGAAGGUCCAGUUUGUCAAAGACAACGGAUUUGGUGGAACCAUGGUGUGGGCUCUUGACCUGGAUGAUGUCAAGGGUAAAUUUUGUGGAAAAGGUCGUUUUCCAUUGGCUAAUGCCAUCAAGGAUGAAUGCUCUAAGUAA
This is a messenger RNA of Candidula unifasciata, 1188 nucleotides long. The record is from the annotation of a GenBank genome assembly. NCBI's taxonomy places the organism in Eukaryota, Metazoa, Mollusca, Gastropoda, Stylommatophora, Geomitridae.